GUGAAAGUAAGUUAUCAUCUGCUAUUUGCAUUCUAUUCUUCUGAUAUAGUAGGCAUUUGCAAGAAGCUAUUAUCAACUCAGAAAUCAUCUCAGUUUUGGUGUUUUUUGACGGACGACCUCUCUCUUUCCUUCGAAAGGAAGCCUUUUUGACCUUUGGUAGCAAGACACAAAUUGGAGGAAAUUCAAAGUGUGUCUACUGGAAGUCCCUUCCUGGGCAGGGAGAGUGGUCAUCAAAUGGCUUAUCUCUGAUCAAGAGUGACAGUGAGAGGACUAUUUGUUCAACAAAUCAUUUCACAAGCUUUGCCGUGAUAAUGAGUUUCACAGAAGUCGAUGUGUCUCCAAAAGAUGAGUUUGCACUGGGGAUUAUCACUUACAUUGGGUGCACAAUAUCACUGGUAGCUCUUGCCUCUGCCAUAAUGAUAUUUCUAUGUCUAAGGUCGUUAACUGACAUCAGAUACCAAAUUCAUCUCCAUUUAUGCAUUGCCUUGGCAAUGGCUCAAGUAGUUUUUCUAGUGGGAAUAACAGCGACAGAAAGGAAGUGGUUAUGAAGAUUAGUAGCUGUUCUCCUGCAUUACCUGUACACCGCAAGCUUCAUGUGGAUGAGUGCAGAAGGACUGCAUCUUUAUUUUAAGAUC
This is a messenger RNA of Stylophora pistillata, 635 nucleotides long. RefSeq lists its product as uncharacterized. Gene Ontology annotation, cellular component: plasma membrane. NCBI's taxonomy places the organism in Eukaryota, Metazoa, Cnidaria, Anthozoa, Scleractinia, Pocilloporidae. Gene Ontology annotation, biological process: G protein-coupled receptor signaling pathway; cell surface receptor signaling pathway. Gene Ontology annotation, molecular function: G protein-coupled receptor activity. The record is from RefSeq and is a predicted model, not a curated record.